Moneuplotes crassus is the source of this 1387-nucleotide messenger RNA. Lineage: Eukaryota; Ciliophora; Spirotrichea; Euplotida; Euplotidae. The record is from the annotation of a GenBank genome assembly.
AUGCAGAACCUACCAGAAAAUGAAGAGAGUCUGACAAAGUCGCAGAUAGCUAGAACUAUAAUGAAGACAAGGAAUAAUAAGAGAUUGUUCAGCUUCCAGACUGAUCUAGAAAUAGAAGUUGCAAGAAAACCUUACUACCAAAGGAGGAUUAAACAGCAUGGGUGAGCCAACGCAUCGACAUCAGAAAUAGAUUGGGUGAGUGGGACAUUUAAACCAUUCGAAAUGACUCACCUAAAAGAUGCUAAACAAAGAGAUCUCACCCAAACCAAGAAAUUUAUCAAUAGUUUCAAACAAAAAAAACCAGAAAACAAGCUAUAUCCCGAAAAAAAUAAACCUUCCUUCCAACCAGAUUCAAAACCCCUCAAAAACCCUUCAAAUAGCACCCACGUUUCUUACUGGAACUUCAACACCAAAACUCAAAAUCUCUCUAAACCCCUCAAAAUCCCCUCCCAACACCAAAGACCCACCAAACUAACUACUCUCAAAAACAGCCGGCUCCUCCUCCACCUCUAUUCCAAAAACCUUCGCUCAAAAUACAUCCAAAAAAAUUCUUCGAUUUUAUUCAAGUCAAGAAGGAAAUCCAAUGAAAAUUAUUCAGGUUCUAAAGUAAACACAAGGCUAGGAGUGCAGAGAUUUGGAAUAACAACAGCAAAGGAAAAAUCAGAUAUUCGAGUUAAAAACCAGAGAUACUCGCAGAAAGAAUUUUGCCAAACAAGUCAAGUCAGACCAAUUAAAGUUAUUGGUGAAAAUUCCAGAGAAAAUACACCUCAUAAAAUUGAAGUAUACACUAAAAGCAGAAAUCUUCCAGAAGAUAAAACAACCCAAGGUGAAAUGUCUAGAACUGUAUACCAAAGUAUAGAUUUUCGAGAUGGUUAUUUCAAAAUUAAGAAGAGGAAAAAUCAUUCAAGAGAUAUGAAAAGUCAUUAUAAAACAUUUAACCAAAGAACUAAGACUAAUCAUAAAACUCAUCGAGCUGAUAGGCUGGCCUCUCAAAACCACAUCUUGUUCCUAAAAGACAACCAAGAAUAUAAGGAUAUGACAAGUAAAUCUCAACUGAACGCCAAAGUGAAGUUAAAGGGUAGCUUGAGGAAGCGGAAAUAAAACUUUGAUUCUUCAUGGUGAACAUAUUCAACCACGUGGGAACCACUCAGGAUCAAUAUUACACACCUAUGAUUCCAAGAUAGAUCCAGUAAUGUGAUAUAAAGACAGACAGACUAAUAUUUCCCCGAGCAACGCAAGCUUUUCUUCAAAUGAGCGUGAAAGGCUGAGGGCCUCACAGAACAAAUUCUUUACCUGUCCUUUGGAAAGAGUAGAAAUUAUAGUCAGAAAUUCCUCAAAAUGGAGUAAAAACAAAUAAACAAGAAGAAAAGCUCCUAUUUCAAUACAA